Penicillium manginii is the source of this 411-nucleotide messenger RNA. RefSeq lists its product as uncharacterized. NCBI's taxonomy places the organism in Eukaryota, Fungi, Ascomycota, Eurotiomycetes, Eurotiales, Aspergillaceae. The record is from RefSeq and is a predicted model, not a curated record. The transcript has 3 exons. Bases 1 to 411 code for a protein of 136 amino acids.
AUGGAACCAGGAGACAAAAAAUCAUGUUCCGUGCCACCCUCUGGAUGUGAAAAGACUCACAAGUUCAGCACAUAUGAAAAGCGGCCUCAUGGAGAUCUACUCGGAGAACAAUCCAAGAAGAAUCGCACUUACUUUGACUCUGGUGAUCUGGCUCUUUCCGCGGCUCAUAAAGUAACAAAUGAAGGUGCUAUUCAAACUGGAAGAGCCCACCCCCACCGCGAGAGUAUUUCCCACCCUUAUUCCGCGGUGCCUAACACCAGCAAUGUUGAUAAAGAUGCCAACGAGGACUUGUACAGGAAUAAGAGCUUGAGCCCCGAAAGACGAAGUCCUCCCUACCAGGAUGCGAAUAUUAAGCAUAAGAGCCCCAUGAACAAGGAGGAUAAGGGAGAGUUUGAUAAUAUCGCACGUUAA